Molecule: messenger RNA, 4475 nt
Organism: Thrips palmi
Lineage: Eukaryota; Metazoa; Arthropoda; Insecta; Thysanoptera; Thripidae
Product: serine/threonine-protein phosphatase 2A 56 kDa regulatory subunit gamma isoform-like
Exons: 11
Coding region: 316-2139 (607 amino acids)
Biological process (GO): signal transduction; protein dephosphorylation
Cellular component (GO): cytosol; protein phosphatase type 2A complex; nucleus
Molecular function (GO): protein phosphatase activator activity
Source: RefSeq, a predicted model, not a curated record
GAGGCGUCGCGGCGCCAGAGUGCGCACAGACGGCAGCCCUAACCUGUACCCCGACAACAAGAACAAGGACGCCACAGUGUUGGAGCCCCGACGGUCCCGCCACACUCCCCGCGGAGUGGCUGCGGACCCUUCGCCCGUUCCCCGGUGCCGAGGACGCCGUCCAGGAUGGCGCCGACCGCCGUCGCCCCUCUGUCUGGCGCCUGGACUGGCCGCAGUGCUUGUAGUUGGCCGCGCACUCCCUGCCCGCUGUGACAUGACGGCUGUGGCAGCGCGCGCUGAGGACGCGAACGAGUGCCGUGGACCGUUCGGACGGGCAUGGUGCACAGUGAAGUGAGCACGGGGAUGGUCCGGGACCCCCUCGGCAUCCCCAAGUCUCCGAGCUUCCACAGCGGCUUGGAUCUAGCCUCCAACCUGGCCUCGGCCGAGUCAGUGUCUGCAGCCAUGGCCAACGGGCGGGGUGGUGUGGCUGGUGUUGUCGGGGGCGGGGCCGCGCCGGCCAACCCGCCCCCCUUGCGUGACAGUAGCAGGGAGGCAGGGGCAGCCCUCCAGGAUGACGCCCUCCAGGGCCUCGGCCCCAACGGCCUGAGCGGCCCGAACGCGAAGGCAGCCAGCACUGCGGGCAGGCAGCUGUCCCUCUUGCUGGAGGCACCCCCUAAUGAGCAGGAAGAACUAUUUGUCCAGAAGAUUCGACAAUGUUGUGUUCUCUUUGAUUUUGCAUCUGAACCUCUAUCUGAUCUAAAAUGCAAAGAGGUAAAGCGAGCUGCUCUGAGCGAGAUGGUGGACUACGUCACAACACAGAAAAAUGUCAUCACACCCGCUAUAUACCCAGAAGUUGUGAAUAUGUUUGCUGUAAACCUCUUCCGAACUCUGCCUCCAUCGCAAAAUCCUAGUGGAGCAGAGUUUGACCCUGAAGAGGAUGAACCUACGCUGGAAGCUGCCUGGCCUCAUCUGCAAUAUGUAUAUGAAUUCUUUCUCAGAUUUUUGGAAUCUCCUGAUUUCCAACCAAAUCAUGCAAAACCAUACAUUGAUCAAAAGUUUGUCUUGCAAUUAUUGGAAUUGUUUGACUCUGAAGAUCCAAGGGAGAGAGACUUCUUGAAGACUACACUCCAUAGAAUAUAUGGAAAGUUCCUGGGUUUGCGCGCAUACAUUCGUAAACAAAUCAACAACAUCUUUUACCGGUUCAUUUAUGAAACUGAACGUCACAAUGGAAUAGGGGAGCUCUUGGAAAUCUUGGGAAGCAUCAUCAAUGGCUUUGCACUUCCUCUCAAAGAGGAACACAAAGUUUUCCUGCUGAAAGUACUUCUGCCUCUGCACAAAGCAAAACAACUGUCUGCCUACCAUGCACAGUUGGCUUAUUGCAUAGUUCAGUUCUUAGAAAAAGAUGCCAGUCUAACAGAGCCAGUUAUUAAAUCUCUUCUCAAAUUUUGGCCAAAGACACAUGCUCCUAAAGAGGUGAUGUUUUUAAAUGAGCUAGAAGAGAUUCUGGAUGUUAUUGAGCCUGGAGAAUUCCAGAAAAUUAUGGAUCCAUUAUUCAGACAGCUUGCCAAAUGUGUAUCAAGUCCUCAUUUUCAGGUUGCUGAAAGAGCAUUGUAUUAUUGGAACAACGAAUAUAUCAUGUCACUUGUUGGAGACAAUGCUUCUGAGAUCCUUCCUAUCAUGUUCCCUGCUCUUUACCGCAAUUCCAAAUCUCACUGGAACAAGACCAUCCAUGGACUCAUUUACAACGCAUUAAAAUUAUUCAUGGAAAUGAAUCAAAAGCUCGUUGACGAGUGUACUCAACAGUAUAAACAAGAACGCCAGAGGGAGAAAGAACGCAUGAAGGGACGAGAGGAAGCUUGGCAAAAGGUUGAAACACAGGCUAAACGCAACCAAGUGUACAUACGUGGAUAUGCUCCUGUAUUAUCGAGUAAUGUCAACUCAAAUGACAUUCUCUCUCCUGGAGCUGAUGGGGACAAUGAAAUUGAUUUAGAUUAUGUGAAAGAGAAUUCAGAAAGAGAAGUGAUCAAAAAUCGGAGUACCAAGCCUCUUCUACGGCGAAAGUCUGAGCUACCCCAUGACUCCUACACAGUUCGAGCUCUCAACGAUCACAAGAGAGCUGAUGAGUACCUCCCAACCCCGCCUGAUGUCAACAAAUGUUAGCAGAAGAGCAAACUGUGAAGCCUACCCUAAAGUGGUUUGAAUGUUUAUGUAACAUACUGCCUUUACCCUUGACUAAAGUAGUAAUAUUUCUGAAUUGUUAUAAAUUCCUGUUAAAAAAAAGUACAGGCUUUGUUCGUUCGUUAUCCUCCCAAUUGAGAGGUAGAUUGAUAUUUACAACUGUUUUAAUGUUCUGAGAGUUUGAGUUGGCUGAGGGUAGGGCCUGGGCAACUUGUCUAUGUGCCAUCCUGGAGACCUCUCGUGCUGUUGCUGGCAACAUGCAUUCUUUUAUGAGGCUGAACCUUCUGAUGCAUGCGGACUUCUGUUGUUCUUGUAUGUGAGAUAAGCACUCAUCAGUACCUCUUUUCCUUGUUGCAUCUUCACUUCGUAUGCGUCUUUUAAGUUUUAUUUGAUGCUUUUUCUCAUUUUGGGUACGAUUUUAGUGUCAGCAAUGAUCUAGCAACAGCGAUUGUCCGUACUAGUCCUCACAGCAGUUAUGUGUUACAACAUGUAUUAUGUAUAUUUUUGCUAUUGCAAUUGAUGUAAGUUGGAAAUGCUUUGAAGUUGAUAUUUCAAUUUUAAGACAAUACAAUCAUUCUGGAUCGAAAGGCAACAUGCUAGAUCCUUGACUUCAAUAAAAAAAUUGAUGUCAUCCUUUUUUUUCUUAAGUUGCAGAACUAGAGGUUUGUUAACAAAUCCUCUCUAGUUUCAAGAGAGAAAUGCUUUGUAUUCUCUAUGGGUUGAAAUAAAAAUAUUUGUAGAAUGUUUGAUACCUCAAGCCAUUUCCAAAGAGGCUGUGCCAAUUGGAUCUUCUUUAUGCUACAAAUUACUGGGUGACCAGGAUGUGCGCACCAUCCCUCCUGCCAUAAUAAAGGAGAUCUAGCAAUAGCUUGGCCAUUAUUUACAAUGAUCCACGAGGAUUUCUGAAUAAGAUUGACAGAGUUCUUCUCUCUGCAUCUAUGUUCAUGGCCAUUUUGCAUGAGAGUGGUGAAGAAUGUUAAGUACAUUCCUGUCAUAGUUUUUUUGUACUGAGUUACAAUGUUGCUUUCUUUCUAGAGUGUGUAUUUAAAGCUCAAUAUCCCUGCAUGUAAAUGUUUAAGAAUGCAUGGAGUUUUCCCAAAGAUGUGCUACCCACUGUGCACAACAUAUUGUUGUAGAGUAGCAAGCAGCACUGACUUUGAACCAUAUAGCUGUAUUGGGCCUGCUUAUUGUAUAAAAUAUUGAAUUAAAUGUGAUACGUAUCAUGCCUGCUGUGACGUUUGUUGAAUACAUGUUCUUUGAGCUCUUGUGUAUGCAUUUGGAUGGGAGGUGCUGGGUGCGUGCGUGCAUGCUUGGUUGAGGUGGGAGCAAACUGAAGGAUAAAGUGUCCGCUGUGAAAUAAUUGAUUUUUUAUUUAAAAAAUUUCUGGGGAAAGUGGAUGUGAAAAUUCUGUUAUAGUAGACUUCCCUCUAAAGUCUUAAGUUUCAUCCAUGCUUCUUGCAUCACAGGAGUGUUGUGUUGACUUCCUCUUGUGAAACUACCUUCAAAUUCUGAGAUCACUUUUUUGUCUUGUUUUGUGAGCAUGGUUGGUAUGAACAUUCCAGCAUUCUGUUGGAGCUCCAUAGGGUCCAUGUGACGUUCAUGUGGCGAAAAUAUUGAAUCAUUCUACGUUUUUUAAAUUGUCAUUGUGUACAAAGUAGUUGUUUUAGUAAAGUGCUGUUAUUGCUUCAGAGAUGUUUUUUUAAUCCCUUUUACUAAGAAAAUUUAUGUUCUCCUUCCUGUUCAAAUAUUCCAUCUCUGUACAAAAUAAUCAUCUCUGCCCAGAUGAAUCUGGUUAGAGGCUCAAGUCUCCUGUCACUUGAUUUCUAUUUUUUUAUUUACCAAAAAAAAUGUUUUCUGAAAGUAUACCAAUGUAUUUUUGUAGUUAGAUGAUAACUUUGGACAGUUGGUGUGAUUAUCUCUUGGGUCAAGUUUGGUGUGUUAGACCUCCCUCACCACCCACCCACUCUUAAUGCAUACGUAAUGUGAUGACACAAAUUUUUAAAAAAAUCUAUUGGGAACAGGGGAUAAAUUGUUUUCAUUCUCCCUAUUUUAUUUUUAUUCUGUCAGAAUUAUAUGUUGUAUGUUGGCAAUAUCUGUUGUGUACAGUCUAAAACUCAGUAUGCUGUGUUGUGUAUAAUUGGCCUUUGACGGUUUCUGUUCUGUUUUACUUCAUGUUGAAAGGACUUUUAACUCGCCUAAGUUAAAUUAUAAUAGUGGAUAGGAUAAGUAUACAGAAGUAGAAUUUCAAAUUUUACUGUGUAAAUGAACUAAAAUUCAUCAUGUAUAUAAUGCUAACCAUAAUAUAAACAUGAUAACUA